Tarenaya hassleriana is the source of this 1529-nucleotide messenger RNA. Its product is annotated as protein DMR6-LIKE OXYGENASE 1. The record is from RefSeq and is a predicted model, not a curated record. NCBI's taxonomy places the organism in Eukaryota, Viridiplantae, Streptophyta, Magnoliopsida, Brassicales, Cleomaceae. The transcript has 5 exons. The coding region runs from base 130 to 1263 and encodes 377 amino acids.
AUCAAACUCUUGUUCUAUUCAUCUCUCAAUACAUACAUACGUAUAUAUAUAUAGAUUCGUGUUUCUUCAAGAACGGAGAUCAAUCCAUCAGGAGCCUAUACGUUGUGUUGUCUGUAACAUAAAAAAAAAAUGUCACCGUCUAUUAUGUCUGAGGCCGAGGAAGGGAACGACAAGUAUCAAAGAGGAGUGAAAUAUCUUUGUGACAAAGGCUUAACGAAAGUGCCGACAAAGUACAUAUUGCCCGAACCCGACCGACCCAUCUUCCGAAAUUCCGACAAGAUCAAACGCAAACAAAAUCUGAAGCUCCCCGUCAUAGAUUUCGUCGAAUUGCUCGGUCCGAACCGCCCACAAGUCCUACAAACCCUAGCCAAUGCCUGCGAAACCUACGGUUUCUUCCAGGUGGUGAAUCAUGGGAUUGAGGGAGAUAUAAGCAAGAACAUGAUAGAUGUGUGUAAGAGAUUCUUCGAGCUUCCGUACGAGGCGAGAUCCAAGUACAUGUCGUCGGACAUGUCGGCGCCCGUACGUUACGGAACGAGUGUCAAUCAGAAUAAAGACAAUGUUUUCUCUUGGAGAGAUUUCUUGAAGCUCUUGUCUCAUCCUUUGCCUGACUAUCUUCCUCAUUGGCCUUCUUCUCCUUCCGAUUUCAGGAGUUUGGCGGCUACCUACGCGAAAGAGACCAAGCACUUGUUCCACAUGAUCGUCAGAGCAAUCCUGGAGAGUCUCCACCGUACGGACGCCGGAGAUUCGCCGGGAAAUUUCUACGGCGAUGGAGAUGAGGCGGCGGAGGAGUUGGAGGAAGGGAGCCAGUUGGUGGUGGUGAAUUGUUAUCCGCCGUGUCCGGAGCCGGAGCUGACGUUAGGGAUGCCACCUCACUCUGACUAUGGUUUCUUGACUCUUUUGCUUCAAGACGACGUCGAAGGCCUUCAGAUUCUCUCCGGCGACGGCGAUUGGGUCACCGUUGACCCGAUUCCGGGAUCUUUUGUGGUCAACGUCGGCGAUCAUCUCGAGAUAUUCAGCAACGGGAGGUACAAGAGUGUGGUCCAUAGGGUUUUGGUAAAUUCAUCAAAGCCUCGGAUAUCGGUGGCUUCGCUUCACAGUUUCCCGAUGACUUCAACGGUGAGGCCGUGGCCUAAGCUCGUCGGCCACUGUAAUCCGCCCCGCUAUAUGGCCACCGAUUUUGCCACUUUCCUUCGUUACAUCUCUUCUUGCGAACCCAAGUGGAAGAAUUUCUUGGAAUCUCGCAAAAUUCAUCCCACAUUAUGAAAAACAAUUAUCGGUCGGACCAAAUAUCAUCGAAAAUAAUCAGAAAUAGAAUAUGAUUUGAAUAAAAUUAUGAACUUUAUGAUGAAAAGAAGGGUUUUUUUAGGGUAUGAAAUCCUAAAUCCGAGUAAGCAACGACGUUUUGUAAAGGAUAAGAUAUUGCCUAACCAUUUUUUUUUUGAUAUACCAUGAGGUGUAUUGAACAACGUUCAACUAUGAACCGACAUAUUUAAGUCUUAUACAUUCAAUCUAAUCUUUAUUCGUCCCUA